AACACUUCCACAUGCCAGCAAGUACAUCCUUCACCAUGGUCAAUGAUCUCAAGCAUUAAGUUCAACCAAACUUUGUUGCCAUAGCUUACCUCGUUACGACAACGAUCUUGACAUUGCCUUCGUUCCGUAGUUCGACAACACCAACGUUUGGAUAAGAAGAAUGCGAGAUAAAAUGCAACUUAGAUCCAAUUUAUCAUUCUCAAUAAGCACGUACUUCUUUCUUGUGGACAAAACUUUCUAUUUUUUCUGCUGCUAACUUAAACCUGCGUGUCGUCUAUAUACAAUUCAAAGCCAAACUAUUAAUUCCACACCUGGUUGUGUCAUGAUCCUCGUCUUCUUAGACUGAUAAAUCGCUUGGCAAUUUUUGUCCACUCGAAAUGGGUCGAUAUAGUGUUUUGGUUCAGCACUGUUGAAUGUCGAAACGGAUACUACGCAUACAAGGGUUCACGCACCACCCAAGCGUUUCAGUGGAUAUGACGGACGAAAUCUAGUCUCUGAACAAUGCUAGCCCAUAACUUGUCUUUCACCUCAAAACCUCAGCAUUACGUACCAUUACCAGCAGACUUAAAAGAGCGUACUGUCGCCGUGGUUGGUCUUGGCAUGUACGAUCCACAUUCGGUGAACUUUUGGCGCACCAGAUCCAGAGGUCCUUAUUGUGAGUCUGUAAUUAAUAGCAUUUCUCAUACAAACGUCGCAUAUGAUGAUCGUAUGCUUGACAUAUGAUGUCUUUUUAAUUCUACUGCAAG
Messenger RNA from Plasmopara halstedii, 746 nucleotides. RefSeq lists its product as uncharacterized. The record is from RefSeq and is a predicted model, not a curated record. NCBI's taxonomy places the organism in Eukaryota, Oomycota, Peronosporomycetes, Peronosporales, Peronosporaceae. The transcript has a single exon. Bases 502 to 723 code for a protein of 73 amino acids.